GAUGUGAAAGAACGAAGAUUAGGAAAGGGCCCAUGAUCUCCGCCGAGGACGACGCUGGGUGCCUCAGGUCUUGCAAGAAGGGAAAGAUGCACUGCUUGUGCGAGAAAGCAGUCGGGUUGGCUAUCUGAGCGUUUUCGUUUCCGGCGCAGCAUACACAUUGCAUGAGAUUGGGACACAUAGAAGACGGUGGGAUAGGUUGGAGACUAUCAAGUGCUGAGCUGUCUCCAUGGCGUUCGAGUGGUUGGCUUUAUUUAUUUUCUCUCUUUCUGUAUGCUACUCUGUCUUGAUUGCGGGUUCUUAUUGUUGUAUUUUGCCUCUUGUAUAUGUAUUGGAUCUGUUGUACUGUCCUCGAGGCGCAGGGUUGUCCAGAUGGCUUUUCCUCUUCGUCUUCAGGGGCCUGAAUGCCCAGGUUCUUUUAAGAGGUGAAUGCACGUACAGCAUAUUAAUAGAACAAGAGACAAACAUGCUGUCUCCAUCCGCACGAUCCGGUUACCUUCACCAGCCUGCGCAUAAUUCUCUCGCUGCUCACUCUUCCGAAUGCACCGCAUAACACGCCAGCAAACACCCACUCAGCCAAACCGCCCUCAACUCCAUGCUUUUCUGGC
This is a messenger RNA of Chaetomium strumarium, 605 nucleotides long. RefSeq lists its product as uncharacterized. The transcript has a single exon. Bases 227 to 550 code for a protein of 107 amino acids. The record is from RefSeq and is a predicted model, not a curated record. NCBI's taxonomy places the organism in Eukaryota, Fungi, Ascomycota, Sordariomycetes, Sordariales, Chaetomiaceae.